UGCUAGAUUGCAAUCCUAAAUUAUGAUUUAAUUCCAAGAAAAGAUUUUAUACCAGUAUCAAAACUGAAAAAAUAUCCAAGCCUGGAUUUUUUGAAGCUUCAAUAUUAUUAGGAAAUCCCUAGUUCAGGAUUUAAAAUCAGUAAGACUCUGAUGGGUAUUUUUUCCAUAUUUUUGCUCCUAGGCUAAUUCCUAAGAAAAUUUAAAAUCUUUUAAAAUGGUUAACAGUUAAAUCAUUAAUUUUUCUCAUUUCCUGCUUUUACACUUUGAAUUCAAAUGAUAUGUACACAUGUCCCCUGGCAAAGCACUCAGGAAGCUAAAAAAAUAAGAGCACUUAUAUGGGAUUAUAGAUGUUUCCUGUUCUUCACGUGUUUAAGUGUUUUACUGUAGCACAGCACUUCAUAGAUCCUUAAGGAAAAGUUCUGACAAGUAUUUUAGGGGUAAUCUGCUUUAUCUGUAUCACACUGAGUACUUUUGGCAUUUAAUCCAGAAUUAAUUUUCAACAGGUACCUGUGCAGUCAAAAUCAAAUCUUUCUGUUUUUCAUUUAGGAACUGUUUCUGUGCAUGUGAUGGCAUUGCUUCAAUAAAGUAUAAAUACUUAAAUAGAGGUAGUUCAUGUAUUUCCUUGGUCUGUUUUGAAGGACUUUUCUCCCUUCCAGGCUGAUGGUGCAGCUUUUCUUUAAAGCCACUUGGACUCCUUCACCUUACUGCUUAGAUUGCAAAUUUAGCAGGAACAGUCUCCUUGACGAGGAGACUGUCUUGGAGAUCUCCACCAUUUGCCAAAUUUUGCUAAAAUUGGACAGUAAAACCCAAACAUAUUAAGGAAGCACAUAUGUACACACAGUCAUAAAAGAAGUCUUCUUUAUAUAGUAAAAUAGCAAAACAAAAUACAAUUAUUUGCACUUUUCCAUCAUGUAGCUUCAACUUAAUCCAUUUUCAAGAUGUCUUAGUGGCCUGUAUGUUGAUUUCUAAUAAAUGGUAGCAGUCACGAAGAUGAAGAACUUGAAAAUGUAGCCUGUACUGACAGUUCAUCACUCCCUUGAUUCUUAGAUAAAUCUGUCAAGUGAGAGGGUGAGACCAAAGAUCUUUUCCCACUAAAUUUAGACUUAAAUGUUGACAAUGGUGUAUGGGAACGCCCUUAAUGGGAGAAAAGGCCUCCCUCGUGGAAAAUAAUGUACCUUGGGUUGUAUCCUCACUGGCAGGAGAGGUGUUUACUUUAAAAAGAGAUGCUUUGAAAUAAAAAGGGAAAGGUUGCUCAGCUUAUCAGCCAGACUGAGAAGGCCAAGGGUCCUUUGAUAAGGAGUUUCAGACCAGCAGGAGGGUUUCCAGAGUUGUUAACUUGGGCUCUGUCUUUUUUAACUGUCCAAAAAGUCUUCUUUCCUACCAUACUUCUUCUUUUCACUUGGUGCCUCUUCCUUUUGUUUCUUCCUGCUGCAACAAUAUCCUUUAUUAAUCUGUAUUUUAGGCUGAAAUCCUGUAAUCCCUUGGAUGUACCGACCCUUUGGUGAGGUCAGGUACUUACCUGGUGGCAUUCCAGUGUUUUCUAAGGAACUACACCAGUUUGUGCUAACUGGGGGUGUCUCCUUCUUCUGUAUCACUGUACAAAAAACAGGAGUGCUUUGGUGUAGGUAGAGUGGGAUUAAUGUCAAUAACUAUGUUGAUAUUUGGCAAAGGAAUCUUGAGUAAGUGUUGUGCUGCUGACUCACACGAGGUGGGCAUUCCCAGCCCAGGCCAGCACAGAUGGAUCACAUCAGUGGAAAGCUUGGAUGAAAAAAAGACACGGAUGAAGGGCUGGGAAUGGUAUUACAGGAUAGAUGAAAAUGGGAAUAAAGCAUUGCUGUGCUGUCAGCACUCAGGAGCCAUCAGGAGGGAGGAUGAACUUCCCAUUUGAAGCUGAACACUACACUUGUGUUUUGGACCUCCUGUAAUUUGUCCUGAAGUCAGAACCUGCUGCACAGAUUGGGAGGCUUGAGGGGAAGCUAAGAUUCCCAAUUAAAGUUGGAACUGUAAGGAACAGCAAGCAGCUCUGUUGAAUGGAUUCCUCCAUGAGGUUAUUGUGCAGGUCAGGAGGUUAGCUCACUUUUGUCUUUUUACUCAACUGCUGCAGAAGAAAUCCUCUGUGCGUUCUCCUGAAUUGUAAAGGCUGGUAAGAAAGAGAAGCCAAAGUCAUCCAUUAAUCCCCAGGCAAAGUCCUAUUGAAGCAGCUGCAGUGAAAGCUCUCACACGCUGCCCUGGAAAUAACCCCGGCUGUGACGUGGUGAGAUGACCCUAGAAUUCCGCAAAAGCAGGCCGAGGCCAUACGGUUUAGUGAUUCCCAUCAGCACCAAUGCAGACGGAAGCUACAGCUCCAACAUCCUGUCUGCGAGUCACCAAAGGCGAGCGCCGCGGGAGGUGUCCCAGAGCCCCAGGCAGCUCUACUUCAACGUCACUGCCUUCGGGAGGGAGUUCCACCUCCGGCUGAAGCCCAACACUCGCCUGCUGGCUCCCGAGGCCGUGGUGGAGUGGUACGAAGACUCUGUGCCAACCGGGAGCGAUGGUGGUAACACGAGUCACGCUGGGACUGCUGCGGAGCGCUUGUGGAAGAGGGAGCCCCUGUGGACCAACUGCGCCUACGUGGGGGACAUCACGGACAUCCCCGGAGCUGCGGUGGCCAUCAGCAACUGUGACGGGCUGGCUGGAAUGAUAAGAACUGAUGAGGAUGAAUACUUCAUUGAGCCCUUGGAAAGAGGAAAGCAAAUGGAAGAGGAGAAGGGAAGGAUCCACAUGGUGUACCGGCGGUCGGCGGUAGCGCAGCACCCGCCUGACACACUCCCCGACAUCCACACAGAAGGGUCCCUCCUGGGAGCACUGAGUUCCCUGCACGGCCACAUGGAGCAGCAGCUGAACGAGACCCUGCGGCGCCGCCGGCACGCGGGAGACGACGACCACAACAUCGAGGUGCUGCUGGGGGUGGACGACUCCGUCGUCAGAUUCCACGGCAAAGAACACGUCCAAAACUACCUCCUCACCCUCAUGAACAUCGUGAAUGAGAUUUACCACGACGAGUCCCUGGGCGUUCACAUCAACGUCGUGCUGGUCCGAAUGAUCAUGUUGGGGUACGCCAAGUCCAUCAGCCUGAUCGAAAGGGGGAACCCCUCGCGCAGCCUGGAGAACGUGUGCCGCUGGGCCUAUCAGCAGCAGAAGGCGGACCCCGGCCACGCCGAGCACCACGACCAUGCCAUCUUCUUAACCAGGCAAGAUUUUGGGCCCGCUGGUAUGCAAGGAUACGCUCCUGUGACGGGCAUGUGCCACCCGGUCCGGAGCUGCACCCUCAACCACGAGGACGGGUUUUCGUCAGCCUUUGUUGUUGCUCAUGAGACUGGGCACGUGCUGGGCAUGGAGCACGACGGGCAAGGGAACAGAUGUGGGGACGAGACGGCGAUGGGCAGUGUCAUGGCCCCCUUGGUGCAGGCCGCCUUCCACCGCUACCACUGGUCCCGCUGCAGCGGCCAGGAGCUCAGGAGAUACAUCCAUUCUUACGACUGUCUGCUCGAUGACCCUUUUGAGCACGACUGGCCCAAGCUUCCUGAGCUGCCAGGCAUCAACUAUUCCAUGGACGAGCAGUGCCGCUUCGACUUCGGUGUGGGCUACAGGAUGUGCACAGCGUUCCGAACCUUUGAUCCGUGCAAGCAGCUGUGGUGCAGCCACCCCGACAACCCCUAUUUCUGCAAGACCAAGAAAGGACCUCCCCUCGACGGCACAGAAUGUGCCCCUGGAAAAUGGUGCUACAAAGGUCACUGCAUGUGGAAGAACACCAACCAGCUGAAGCAGGAUGGACACUGGGGACCCUGGACCAAGUUUGGCUCCUGCUCCCGGACCUGUGGAACUGGGGUUCGCUUCCGCACGCGCCAGUGCAACAACCCAAUGCCCAUCAACGGAGGUGACGACUGCGCCGGGGUCAAUUUUGAGUUCCAGCUGUGCAGCACCGAGGAGUGUCCGAAGCACUUUGAGGACUUCAGGGCACAGCAGUGCCAGCAGCGCAAUUCCCACCUGGAGUUCCGGGGCAGCCGGCAUCACUGGCUGCCCUACGAGCACCCCGACCCUCCCAAGAGGUGUCACCUGUACUGCCAGUCCAGGGAAACAGGGGAUGUGGCUCACAUGAAGCAGCCGGUGCAUGAUGGGACUCGCUGCUCCUACAAGGAUCCCUACAGUAUCUGUGUCCGUGGGGAAUGUGUGAAAGUGGGCUGUGACAAGGAAAUUGGCUCCAACAAGGCUGAGGAUCAGUGCGGGGUCUGCGGCGGGGACGACUCCCACUGCCGGACUGUGAAGGGGACCUUCACCCGCACCCCCAAAAAGCUCGGGUACCUUAAGAUGUUUGAUAUCCCUCCUGGGGCUCGACAUGUGUUUAUCCAAGAAGACGAGGCCUCUCCUCACUUCCUUGCAAUCAAGAACCAGGCUACAGGACACUAUAUCCUGAACGGGAAAGGGGAGGAGGCCAGAUCCCGAUCCUUCAUCGACCUGGGCGUGCAGUGGGAAUACAGCAUCGAGGACGACAUCGAAACGCUGCACACGGACGGGCCUCUGCACGACGCCGUGGUGGUGCUGAUCAUUCCUCGGGAGAACGACACCAGAUCCAGCCUGACUUACAGAUACAUCAUCCACGAGGAUUCGGUGCCGACCAUCCACAGCAACAACGUGCUGCGGGAGGACAUGGACACCUUUGAGUGGGCCUUGAAGAGCUGGUCCCAGUGCUCCAAACCCUGUGGUGGAGGGUUCCAGUACACCAAAUACGGGUGCCGCAGGAAGAGCGACAACAAGAUGGUUCAUCGCAGCUUCUGUGAAGGCAGCAAAAAGCCAAAGCCCAUCCGAAGGAUGUGCAACCUGCAGGAGUGCACGGAGCCCCUCUGGGCAGCAGAUGAGUGGGAACACUGCACCAAAACCUGUGGGAAUUCUGGUUACCAGCUCCGCACGGUGCGCUGCCUCCAGCCUCUUCCCGACGGCACCAACCGCUCCGUCCAUGCCAAGUUCUGCAGCGGGGAUCGCCCUGAGAGCCGCCGGGCCUGCAACCGGGCACCGUGUCCUGCACCUUGGAAAGCUGGACCCUGGUCCCAGUGCUCAGUGACCUGCGGGGAGGGGACCGAGAGCCGGCAGGUGCUGUGCCGUGCUGGGGACCGGUGCGACGGGGAGCGGCCCGAGUCCGUCAGGGUUUGCCAGCUCGCUCCCUGUGACGACGAGCCCUGCCUGGGAGACAAAUCCAUCUUCUGCCAGAUGGAAGUGCUGGCCCGGUACUGCUCCAUCCCUGGCUACCACAAGCUGUGCUGCGAAUCCUGCGGGCAGCGCAGCAGCACCUUCCCACCUCCCGGAGCUGCCAGGACCGAGGGGGACACACCGUUGGAUCCGGGCAGCCUGCCGAGGGCUCCGCCAGUGCCCACCCCUGCGGUGCCCCCCCGGGCUCAGCUCCUGCCCAGGAGCAGUUCCCUGGGCCGGCCGCCUCCAUCGACAGAGGAGGCUGAGUGGCACAUCCCACCCUCCAGCCCCGAGCCUAAAGGCACCGGUGUUCCACACCGGAGAGCUCUUCCGGCUGGGAAGACUUCCCGGCUCUUGGCUUUGCUGCACCAGGCCCCUGCCAACAGUAGCAGCCUUGGCCCUCGCAGGGCUCUGCCUCUGGUGCCAGCGGAGAACGUGGCAGCAGGGGCUCCUGCACCAGCCAGGACCUCCGGGAACAGCGAGGAGCACCUUGGGAAGCGAUGGCCUCCAAGGGCCGGCCCUGUGGAUCGAUGAACAGGAAGGCUUGUGGAGGACAGCCAUGGAAAAGGGGCUUUUUUGGGCACUCCGGGGGGGGAUUCCCUGAGCUCUGGACACUCCAGAGUGCACUGUGUGCCCUGGGCAGGACACUGCAGGGCACAGCUCGUCCCCUGGAUAUACAAAGGACAAGAAGUGCUGGUUCACUUUCUGUUGCUCCGGCCUCCUCCUGCCCUGUGUUCCCUGCCCAGCUGGGAUGCACAGAGGAAACCCAAAUAACAUUCCUGGCAGGGAGUAGGAGUCGCUGAGGGCUCCGUCCAGUCUGGGCCCAAAGGCGGCCCUGACCUCACCCUCCCCCAUGAUUUUGGGUUCCAAACACUCACCUGGAGGAAACACCCCACUGCAGGCAGGACCAGACAGCAACACUUGACAAAACACCUUUGCCACGGACCAAGGGAGCCCUCAGGACUUGUUUGGCUCAUCUAUCCCUGGAAAGGGAUGUUGCACAAGCACCUUUGCAGCCGUUGAGUAAAUCCUGGACAGGGCGGGAAAUCAGGGUUAUCAUAAGAGUUUUGUGCUGUCACACAACUGUUUACCUGUGUUGUUCUGCCCCAUGGACAUUCCAAGGGGCUGGUGUUUAAAGCAGCAUUAGCAUAAAAGGAGGGGGUUCAUUUGCAUAGGAAUUGAACUGCUGGCACAAGGGGCUUGGGGGGUUUGGGGCAUCAUCAGUGCGAUGCUUGAAAUACGGAAACCCUGUAGAUACUGCAAGUGCUGUCCUGGUCCCAGGCCAAAGGGGUUCCCAGCUGCUCCCCACGUCUCUGCUGAACCAGCACCCAGAGGCAAAACAGGUGCCUCCAAGACUUCAAAGAGAGGAUUUUUUUCCUGACAGGAAGCAUGGAUUUCAAGGCCUGAGAGAUGUUUCUUUCCAGCAUGGUUCACCUCCAAACCUCCCCGAGCACGGCGCAUCCGACUGCAAUCGUUAAUUUAUGCCAAUCCCCACCUUGUCUCAGCCCCACCGGCCACGCUCCCUCCGGCCCAUUGCUGUAAAGGACUUGUAGGGGAGUGAGAGCUACAGAUAUUUAUUAAAAAGUGGAUUUCUUGACAGUAUUUUAUGUACUAAAUAUUUACGCCGAGGGCAGGUGACUCUUCUUUUUGCCAAGAUCAAAUCCAGAGAUGGAAUUAGAUGCUGUGUUGUAGGGACAGAAUGGAAAUUUAAGCUACUAAACUGCUGUAGAGAAAUGGUUGAUUUAUAUUCUUUAAAAAUAUGACAGGGUUUUGUCACAGGCCUCUCAUUUCUCAGUGGGCUAUUAAAGUUUCACAUGCAAUUGCUGCCCCCCUGUAAGGAAUCCCCAGGACCAACCCAUUUAAUGCUGUGAAGUGAUUGGGGCCCCGAAGAUCCAAUUCUGGCAACAUCCUGGUGCCCCUGUGGGUCCCUCAGAGGAAAGAAGGGUGGCAAUGGCUCAGCAGAGGUUUCCAGCCCCCAGUGCAGAUAAUCCUUGGACCUUUGGAUUUCCUUUCUUCCAAGCUCAUUGCUCAGUCUGUCAGGUGUCCACUCCUGAUGCUGUGUGUGUAUUGGGGAGCACAUGACAAUAAAACCUUCAACAUCCCAA
Molecule: messenger RNA, 7328 nt
Organism: Neopelma chrysocephalum (saffron-crested tyrant-manakin)
Lineage: Eukaryota; Metazoa; Chordata; Aves; Passeriformes; Pipridae
Gene: ADAMTS3
Product: ADAM metallopeptidase with thrombospondin type 1 motif 3
Exons: 23
Coding region: 2260-5757 (1165 amino acids)
Biological process (GO): extracellular matrix organization; proteolysis
Cellular component (GO): extracellular matrix
Molecular function (GO): metalloendopeptidase activity
Source: RefSeq, a predicted model, not a curated record